This is a messenger RNA of Suillus subalutaceus, 1065 nucleotides long. RefSeq lists its product as uncharacterized. Gene Ontology annotation, biological process: regulation of DNA-templated transcription; cellular response to starvation. Lineage: Eukaryota; Fungi; Basidiomycota; Agaricomycetes; Boletales; Suillaceae. The record is from RefSeq and is a predicted model, not a curated record. Gene Ontology annotation, cellular component: nucleus. The coding region runs from base 1 to 1065 and encodes 354 amino acids. The transcript is spliced from 4 exons. Gene Ontology annotation, molecular function: RNA polymerase II transcription regulatory region sequence-specific DNA binding; DNA-binding transcription factor activity, RNA polymerase II-specific; zinc ion binding.
AUGGCAAGCGAUCAAGCCAAGAACGCUGGCGCUGUGGCACAGGAACAUCACAUGCCACCAUACCAAGCAUACGGUACCUACUCUCCACCUUUCCCGGUCUACUAUGAUCCGAGCCAUCCUGAACCAAACGGCGCGCCACAUCCAGCACCCCCGUACAUCUAUCAUUAUCCGCCUCCAGGGAUGAUGUACCCUUAUCCUCCUCCUGGAUUUCCGCCUUACGCACCCCCUCCCCAAACUAACUUUCAGCGCGUUAAGCGUAAGCAAGUCAAGAUGGCGUGUACUAACUGCGCGAAUGCCUGCAAGCGGUGUGAUGAGCAUCGUCCAUGUGAACGUUGCGUCAAAUAUGGUAUCCCAGAAACGUGCGUUGAUGGUGUGCGGAAGGAGCGACAGAAGGGAAUAAAGCGGGGUCCCUACAAGCGCAAAAACAAGUCCGGCGGCAGCGACACUGCUACCUCACCUACUCAUAAUGCCACUUUCGAGACUUUCUCGGCCACCCCAACUGAAGCAAACGGAGACUCAGCUUGGCAGCCGUCGAACGGUGUAGCACCAGGUUCUGCGACCGCAACUCCUGCACCUUCCUCGAUACCAUCCUUUCCUCCUCCACCACCAGAAGGGGGAUAUUAUCCUCCCCCAUAUUUCUAUCCUCCCCCUCCUGGUUUUGUACCACCCCCUGAGGGUCAGGUGCCCGUGGAAGGGUCCCCAAAUUCUGGCGGACCUCCUCCGAUGAUGCCUUACUAUAUGCCUCCUCCUGGAUACUAUGGACCACCAUAUUACGGCCCUCCUGGCGUGCCGCCGCCCACCAUGGAUCCAGCUCAGGCUGAGCUUCAAAGGACAUCUGGCCCGCCUGUAGAUCAUGAUCCCGACGUUGAAGAAAUCCCGCCGCCUGCUCCCAAGACAAAUUCGAAGAAGAGAUCAAGAGUGGGAAAAGAGGGGCAGCCGAAGGCAAAGAAGACUAAGGUUGCUGCUGUUGUGCAAGAGUCUUCAACUUCCAGUGGAACGACGGGAGGGAGCGACCAGGCUUCAGAACCUGGACAUGGCAGCCCAGCUGAGAUUGGUGAUACAUGA